Molecule: messenger RNA, 1265 nt
Organism: Setaria italica (foxtail millet)
Lineage: Eukaryota; Viridiplantae; Streptophyta; Magnoliopsida; Poales; Poaceae
Product: auxin-responsive protein IAA30
Exons: 5
Coding region: 201-1004 (267 amino acids)
Biological process (GO): regulation of DNA-templated transcription
Cellular component (GO): nucleus
Molecular function (GO): protein binding
Source: RefSeq, a predicted model, not a curated record
ACCGAGCCUCUUUAACCACCCACCUGCCAUUAUCAUCUCGCUCGCUCCCCUUCACUUCUCUCCUUCUUGCAUCUUGCCAGCCAGGCCUUCUGCUCUCUGUCUCGGCGUGCGCCCACAGACCAAAAGCCAGAGCCUUCCAUUCUACACACACAAGCCAACGAGAGCUGCGCGCAUUGGAGCGGCGCCGGGAGAAAUACUUGAUGGCGGGCCUCGGGUUCGAGGAGACCGAGCUCCGGCUCGGCCUGCCCGGCGGCGGGAACGACGCCGGGGAGGCCGCGGCGGCGAGGAAGAGGGGAUUCGAGGAGACCAUCGACCUCAAGCUGAAGCUGAGGCAGCCGGCGGCGUCGCCCGCGGCGCGCGUGGAGGAGGAAGCAGAGGAGGAUGAGGCAGCGGCGGCGGCCGACGUUGUCGCCGCCGCCGCGUCGCCGGCAGCAGCCGCCACCGGCGGUGCAAACAUGAAGAGGUCGCCGAGCCAGAGCAGCGUGGUCACCACCGACGCGCAGCCGGACGCCGACAAGCCUCGCGCGCCCAAGGCGCAGGCGGUGGGCUGGCCGCCCGUCCGGUCGUUCCGCAAGAACAUCCUCUCCGUCCAGUCGUGCCAGAAAGGGGGCGGCGACAUGGACGACGGCAAGUCCGGCGCGGCGGCGUUCGUGAAGGUGAGCAUGGACGGCGCGCCGUACCUGCGCAAGGUGGACCUGAGGAUGUACGGGAGCUACCAGGAGCUGUCCAAGGCGCUCGAGAAGAUGUUCAGCUCCUUCACCAUCGCAGGCAGCUGCGGCGGGUCUCAGGGGAUGAAGGGCAUGAACGAGACCAAGCUGGCAGACCUGCUCAGCGGCUCCGAGUACGUGCCCACCUACGAGGACAAGGACGGCGACUGGAUGCUCGUCGGCGACGUGCCCUGGGAGAUGUUCGUGGAGUCGUGCAAGCGCCUCCGGAUCAUGAAAGGAUCCGAAGCCGUCGGCCUCGCUCCCAGGGCGAUGGAGAAGUGCAAGAACAGUUGCUGAGGAAGGCAUCGCGAGCGUCCAGUAUUAACUGCAAGGACGGAUACGCGUCCGCUCCUCUCUGUAUCAUAAUGUUGUUGAGUUUUACUACCCUGAAAGCCUGUGUCGUCGUCUCGGUUAAGGCGUGUUGUUCAUGUACUAGUGUGUUCUUCUCUUCUUCUCUUUUAAUUUAGGGACUCCACGCAUGUAUAAUUGUGGUUAAGUUUCAUCUUGUUAUAUGAAGUAUAUAUAUACACGUAACAAAGAUGGUGUGAUCGAUCGAUA